GGUGGAAGAUGGGUACUGGGGGCGGGGGGUACGGUGAGAAGUAGGGGUAGCUGGAAUCGGAGCACUUGGUGGGGAGACCCAACAGGUGAGGACGUGGUUGGGGGAUGGGUGGGUGGGAGGAGUAGGAAGAUGUAGGAAAAACAGAGGAAUUCGGGGGAAACCCAGGAGGGAACUGGGGUUCCUAUCCACUUGGAAAAUGACUUGUCCGGGAAGAAUGGGAGAGCUGGCUGGGGGCACGGGAAAGCAAGCGGAAUGUUUGCUGGUGAGUUGUCCGGGCCGCUGGCCGCUGAGUAGAAGCCCGGGCCAAGCUGCGGGGCAUGGAAGACAUUUUACAACCAGUCCAGAAGUGGGAGGCCAAGAGUGGGGUGGAGGCCACAGUGCAGAGCCUGGUUGGCUUUCCCGGGACCCCAGCCGGGCCCCUGACCCCAGCCGGACCCCUGACCCCAGCAGGCUGUGACUACCCUAGAUCCUCUGGGGCUGGGGCCGCUCUACCCCAGGGCUCGCUCUGUACACCCUAGGGACUCGCAGGCUCUCUGGCUUCUCCUGGGUCUGGCCUCUAGGGCUGGGGAAGGGAAAGCCUGGCAAACCCUGGGCCCCAAGGACCAUGAAUGGGAAGCCCUGGGGUGCAGCACCUGGGUAGGGCUGAGGGCUGCCUGGCAGCAUCACAGAGGGAAAGGUGCCAGCCGGAGGGAAAGGUGCCAGCAGCCUGCCAGGGGACCUGCCCAGACCUGGAGGAUGCUGGGGGUGGGAGCCUUCCACCAGGUGGGGGAGGCCACCCCUCCUCUCCCAGUGCCUGACUCACGUGCUGCCCAAGCCGUGCUGGGAGGCCGAGUGGAGAAAGAGAUGUAAGGUCUCCAGUUUCCAGGGUUCACAGAGGCUGGGGAAAUGGCAAGGAAUCGUGCAUGGGGGUUCCCUGGGAGCCGCUGUGUGUGGUUCUGAAUCAGGUUUUGCCCUUCACGGGCUUCGUGCCCCUGAGCAAGCCUGUCUGGGAUCCCAGGGGUCCCGGCUUGUCCCUGUGGGGUGCAGGCGUUGAGAUCUCGUUAUUAGCCUCAGGGCUAGGGAAGGAGAACAGAGGAGGCUGAGCCGUGGGGCCUCUUCCUUUCCCAUUUUCCUGACAUCUUAUUCCAAGUGGAUAGGAGCCCCAGUUCCCUCCCAGCUCAGCCUUCUGAGCACUCACGGAACCCCGGGUUUCCCUGGAAUUCCUCCGCCUUCCUUAAGAUCUUCCCACUGCUCUGCCCCACCCUCCCUGUGUCCUCACCUGUCGGGUCUCCCCACCCAGUGCUCCCGGGCUCUUCCAGGGUUCCCACCCCGGCCCUGGAGGGCCCUGAUUCCUCAGGGCGACAGGAGCUUUGGUCUCUGGGCCCCUCCCCUACUUACCUGUUCUCCCCUCUCCUCCUUUGCUGUCCUCCUGGCCUUUCUCUAACUGUGGGGUUUCUUCUGGUCCCGAGGAUUGGCCAACUCUGUGUGCUGCCGUGCAUUUUGCACUUAGGUCUGGUGGUGCUCCGGGAGCGGUUUCAGCAGGUGUCAUGUGAGCCAAACCCCGAUCGUCCAGAAGAGUGAGCGCUGAAAGCUGCCACCCACUCAGAAGGCUCUGUGGGGCUUGCUGGACUGUGGACACCCCCAGGCCCCUCUGCCUGGGCCCCCGUGGAUAGGAGGGGCCGGGCACGCAGGCCGUGGGCUAUGGUUUGGUGCCUUGGUGUGGCCAUCCUCAGCCUGAUCAUCAGCCAGGGGGCUGACGGUCGAGGGAAGCCUGAGGUGGUGUCCGUGGUGGGCCGGGCUGGUGAGACUGCAGUGCUGGGCUGUGACCUGCUGCCCCCCGCCGGCCGCCCACCCCUGCAUGUCAUUGAGUGGCUGCGUUUUGGAUUCCUGCUUCCCAUCUUCAUCCAGUUCGGCCUCUACUCUCCCCGCAUCGACCCUGAUUACGUGGGGCGAGUCCGGCUGCAGAAAGGGGCAUCCCUCCAGAUUGAGGGGCUCCGAGCGGAAGACCAGGGCUGGUACGAGUGCCGCGUGCUCUUCCUGGACCAGCACAGCCCUGAGGACGACGCUGCUAACGGCUCCUGGGUGCACCUCACGGUCAAUUCGCCCCCUCAGUUCCUGGAGACGCCUCCCCAGGUGCUGGAAGUGCGGGAACUUGAGCCUGUGACCCUGCGUUGUGUGGCCCGGGGCAGCCCGCAGCCUCGUGUGACCUGGAAGCUCCGAGGACAGGACCUUGGCCAGGGCCAGGGUCAGGUGCAAGUGCAGAAUGGGACGCUGUGGAUCCGACGGGUGGAGCGAGACAGCUCCGGAGUCUACACCUGCCAAGCCUCCAGCACCGAGGGCAGCACCUCCCACGCCACCCAGCUGCUGGUGCUAGGUCCCCCCGUCAUCGUGGUACCCCCCAGGAACAGCACGGUCAACGCCUCCCAGGAUGUUUCCCUGGCCUGCCGGGCUGAGGCGUACCCCACUAACCUCACCUAUAGCUGGUUCCAGGACAGCACCAAUGUGUUCCACAUCAGACGGCUGCAGCCCCGCGUGCGGAUCCUGGUGGACGGGAGUCUGCGACUGCAGGCCGCCCAGCCUGAUGACGCGGGCCGCUACACCUGCGUGGCCAGCAACGGCCUCCUGCGCCCGCCCUCGGCCUCUGCCUACCUCACGGUGCUCUACCCAGCCCAGGUGACAGCGAUGCCUCCGGAGACACCCCUCCCCGUGGGCAUGCGGGGGGUGAUCCAGUGCCCGGUCCGGGCUAACCCCCCACUGCUCUUUGUCAGCUGGACCAAGGAUGGGCAGGCCCUGCAGCUGGAUAAGCUCCCUGGCUGGUCCCAGGGCCCGGAGGGCUCACUGAUCAUCGCCCUGGGGAAUGAGGACGCUCUGGGAGAGUACUCCUGCACGCCCUACAACAGUCUUGGUACCGCUGGGCCCUCCCCGGUGACCCGCGUGCUGCUCAAGGCUCCCCCAGCUUUUCUAGAACGGCCCAAGGAAGAAUAUUUCCAAGAAGUAGGGCGGGAGCUACUCAUCCCCUGCUCCGCUCAAGGAGACCCCCCUCCUGCUAUCUCUUGGGCCAAGGUGGGCCGGGGGCUGCAGGCCCGGGCCCAGGUGGACAACAGCAGCAGCCUCAUCCUGCGGCCACUGACCAAGGAGGCCCAUGGGCGCUGGGAGUGCACCGCCAGCAACGCUGUGGCCCGAGUGGCCACCUCCACACAUGUCUACGUGCUGGGCACCAGCCCCCACGUUGUCACCAAUGUGUCCGUGGUGCCUUUACCCAAGGGUGCCAAUGUCUCCUGGGAGCCUGGCUUUGAUGGCGGCUAUCUGCAGAGGUUCAGUGUCUGGUAUACCCCGCUGGCCAAGCGUCCUGACCGAACCCACCAUGACUGGGUGUCCCUGGCAGUGCCUGUGGGGGCUGCUUACCUCCUCGUGCCCGGGCUGCAGCCCCAAACCCAGUACCAGUUCAGCGUCCUGGCGCAGAACAAGCUGGGGAGUGGGCCCUUCAGCGAGAUCGUCUUGUCUGCCCCGGAAGGGCUUCCCACCACACCGGCGGCCCCCAGGCUUCCGCCUACUGAGAUGCCUCAGCUCCUCUCACCUCCCCGAGGCCUGGUAGCAGUGAGGACACCCCGGGGGGUGCUCCUGCAUUGGGAUCCCCCAGAACUGGUCCCUGAGACGCUGGACGGCUAUGUCCUGGAGGGACGGCAAGGCUCCCAGGGCUGGGAGGUGCUGGACCGCGUCGCGGCAGGCACGGAAGCGCAGCUGCUGGUGCCAGGGCUCAUCAAGGACGUACUGUACGAGUUCCGGCUCGUGGCCCUGGCCGGUAGCUAUGUCAGCGAUCCCAGCAACACGGCCAACGUCUCCACUUCCGGCCUGGAAGUCUACCCCUCGCGCACACAGCUGCCCGGCCUCCUGCCCCAGCCGGUCCUGGCCGGCGUGGUGGGCGGGGUCUGCUUCCUGGGCGUGGCUGUCCUCGUGAGCAUCCUGGCCGCCUGCCUGACCAACCGGCGCAGGGCAGCCCGUCGCCGCCGCAAGCGCCUCCGCCAAGAUGCGCCUCUUAUCUUCUCUCCUCCCGGGAAGUCAGCUCCACACUCUGCCCCGGGCUCAGGCAGCCCUGAUAGCGUGGCGAAGCUGAAGCUCCAGGGUUCCCCAGUCCCCAGCCUGCGCCAGAGUCUACUCUGGGGGGAGCCUGCUGGCCCCCCCAGCCCCCCUCCGGAUCCUCCGCCUAGUCGGGGGCCCUUACCCCUGGAGCCCAUCUCUCGGGGACCAGAUGGACGCUUUGUGAUGGGACCCAAUGUGGGAACCCCCGAAGAAAGGUCAGUCUCUGAAGGAGCUGAACCUCGGACCCCGGCCCAGCGCCAGGUCAGGUCCUACGACUGCAGCAGCAGCAGCCCCAGCGGGCAGCCCCAGCCACUCCGCAUUGCAGACAUCAGCCCCGUGGGGCCCCCUCCCGCAGCACCACCUAGUCCUCGGCCUGCUCCGGGACCCUUGCUCCAGUACCUGAGCCUGCCCUUCUUCCGGGAGAUGAAUGUGGACGGGGACUGGCCCCCUUUUGAGGAGCCUGCGCCUGCUCCACCCCCAGAUUACAUGGAUACUCGGCCCUGCCCCACUUCCUCUCUCCUUCAUCCCCUGGACCCCGACACUGUGUCUCCCGGGGCAGUGCUUCCUGGGGCUGCGAUGGGGGCCGGGGCCGCCCCAGAGCCCCUGUACACAGCACUGGCUGACUGGACGCUGAGGGACCGGCUGCUGCCUAGCCUCCUCCCUGCCGCCCCUCGGGGCAGCCUCACCAGCCAGAGCAGCGGACGGGGCAGUGCCUCGUUCCUUCGGCCCCCCUCUACAGCCCCCUCUGCAGGAGGCAGCUACCUCAGCCCUGCUCCCGGAGACACCAGCAGCUGGGCCAGUGGCCCUGAGAGGUGGCCCCGGAGGGAGCAUGUAGUGACAGUCAGCAAGAGGAGGAGCACAUCUGUGGAUGAGAACUACGAGUGGGACUCAGAAUUCCCUGGGGACAUGGCACUGCUGGAGACUCUGCACCUGGGCUGGGCUGGCCCUCGGCCCCGACCUGAAGCUGAGCCAGAGCUAGAUGUGAAGACUCCAGUGGAGGGCAGCCUCCCUAGCACGGCCCGUGCUCCAGGCCCCGAAGCUCGGUGCGCUGCCCUCCGGGAGGAGUUCCUGGCUUUCCGGCGCCGCAGAGAUGCCACUAGGGCCCGGUUACCAGUGUACAGACAGCCAGUGCCCCAUCCUGAACAGGCCACCCUGCUGUGAAAGCUGGGUGAAGAUACACAGACUGGGCAGAGGAGGGUCCAUGGAGACCCAGCUCCAGCCCUGAGCCCUGGCCUGCCCCUUUGGUGCUCAGACAUAGCCCUGAUGGUGGGUUGGGAGGGUUUGGCAGAUGUCUGUGCUGGGCCCCUAGAGCCUGGGGACUGGAGCAGGGAUCUUAGGUCUGCCCGUGUUUGUGUGUGUGUGUGUGUGUGUGUGUGCGCGUGCGCGCGCGCGUGCGUGCCGGCUCGGUGAUGGUGAUGGUAUUUGUGGUGUGGGUGAGGUUUUUUACAUGUGAAUAAAGAAAUUCUGAAAAA
Molecule: messenger RNA, 5531 nt
Organism: Neogale vison (American mink)
Lineage: Eukaryota; Metazoa; Chordata; Mammalia; Carnivora; Mustelidae
Gene: IGSF9
Product: immunoglobulin superfamily member 9
Exons: 20
Coding region: 1681-5220 (1179 amino acids)
Biological process (GO): cell-cell adhesion
Molecular function (GO): protein binding
Source: RefSeq, a predicted model, not a curated record